CGCCGACAAGCCCUUCUGCCAUUGAAAAGUGCUAGUAACGCUACUGCCAUUUGGCGCAGUUAAAUAUAGCUAGCAGCUACAUCAAUUUGCAUAGCGUGGCGUCCUUACAGGAUUUCCCAUAUUUGCCAUUUUAAAUCGUGUUUCAGUUUAGUAUUUUUAUACAGAUAUAAAAAUGAGUUCAAUUAACGUAAAAAAACUGAAAGUUAACGAGUUGAAGGACGAGCUGAAAAAGCGUCAGCUGUCGGACAAGGGACUGAAGGCCGAGUUGAUGGACCGGCUGCAGGCCGCACUUGACGAAGAGGCCCUGGCUGGAGAUGAUCCCAUUGGGCUGGAGGCCGCGGAGGGAGGCAGCUCUGGGGCCGCUGAUGAUCAAGAGGACAUGGGGGAAGACGAAGAAGACGACGAGGAUCCGGUCGAAGAAAGCAUGGAGGCCAACGAGGAGGAGGAGAAUGGAAACGGAGAGGGAGACCCCGCCGUAGAAUGCGAGGAGAACGCGGCUCAGGAGGACGACGAAAUGGGCGAGGUGGAGGAUGAAGACAUGGAUCCAAUGUUGAAGGAAGGUGUGGACGACAUGGAGAAAAUAACGUUAGACGCAGAGGAUGGUGAGCCUGGAGAUCAGCCAGCAGAGGGGGAUGCGGACAAAGACACGAAUGCUGAUCAGAAGAAUAAGAAGGGUGUUAAGAGACGCCGGGAGGAACAUGGAAGGGGCUACUUUGAAUUUAUUGAAGAGAACAAAUACAGCUGGUCUAGUCUCAAGUCUCCACUGCCACCCCUGGAAGAGGAAGAUGAAGAGUUUGACGAUACAACAGUCUGUCUGGACAACUAUAACUGCGACCUGCACUUCAAGGUGUCCCGGGACCGGUACAGCGCAUCCUCUCUCACCAUGGAGAGCUUUGCCUACCUUUGGUCUGGGGGCAGGGCCUCGUAUGGCCUGACCCAGGGGAAGGCCUGUUACGAGAUGAAGUUAACUGAGAAGAUUCCAGUGAAGCACAUCUUCAGUAAGAACAUGGAGGUCCAUGAGGUCCAGGUUGGAUGGUCCAUGGCUACUGGCAGUCUGCUCCUCGGUGAGGAGGAGCAUUCUUAUGCCUACUCUGGCAAAGGCAAGAAGACUACCAACUGCGUGACUGAAGAUUUUGGAGAGACUUAUGAUGAGAACGACGUCAUCUGCUGCCUCAUCAACUUUGAGGGUGAGGAGGUGGAGAUUUCCUUUUCUAAGAACGGUAAGGAGCCAGUUGUGGCCUUCCAGGUCAGUAAGGAGUCCCUGGCAGGGAGAGCGCUCUUCCCCCAUGUCAUCUGCCACAACUGUUCUGUGGAGUUCAACUUUGGCCAGAUGGAAACACCCUACUUCCCCCAGCCAGAGGGCUACACCUUCCUGCAGCAGGUCGCCAUGGACGACCGUGUCCGCGGACCCAAGGGACCCAACACCAAGAAGGAGUGUGAGGUGAUUGCUAUGGUAGGCCUGCCCGGCUCAGGAAAGACCACCUGGGUGAACAAGCACAUCCAGGAGAACCCUGGGAAAUAUUACAUCCUGGGCAGCGACACCAUCGUGGAGAAGAUGAUGAUUGGAAGCUUGAAGCGUCAGGCGAAGGACACAACUAAGCUCACGGCCAUUUCCCAGCGUGCUCCUCUCUUCCUGGGAAAGUUCAUUGAGAUCGCUGCUCGCAAGAAGAGGAACUAUAUCCUGGACCAUACCAACCUGUCUGCCCCAGGCCAGAAGAGGAAGAUGUGUCUGUUUGCUGGGUACCAGCGGAAGGCUGUGGUGGUCUGCCCCUCAGACGAUGACUACAAAGAGAGGGCCCAGAAGAAGGCAGAGAGCGACGGCAAAGACGUGCCCGAGCACGCUCUCCUCAAAAUGAAAGGAUUCUUCACCCUGCCAGAGGAGGGCGACAGCUUCGCUCAGGUGAGCUACGCUGAGCUGCAGAAGGAGGAGUCCUCCAAGCUAGUGGAGCAAUACAAGGAGGAGAGCAAGGCGGCCCUGCCGGCUGAGAAGAAGCCCAACCAGGGGGCCUUGACCCCCAAUAGAGGAGGUGUUGUCCGGGGUGGAGGCAGAGGCAAGAACCAGUUCAACCGCGGAGGAGGACCUGGCCAGAGAGGAGUUGUACGAGGAGGCUUCCAGCAGAGGGGCAACUUCAGAGGAGCUCCGGGUCCUCGUGGUGGGUUCACUCGCCCCCCUCGAGGCUUCAUGCCCCCUCCAGCCUUCAGGGGUGGAUUCGCCAACCGGGGCAACUUCAACAGGGGCGGCGGCCUCAUGGCCCCCCAGCGUGGGGCCCCAAGAGGGGGACCAAUUAGGGGCAACAUGGGCUACAGAGGUGGAGCCAUGAACAGGGGCGGUCCACCAAUGAACAGAGGUGGAGCCAACAUGAGCCGGGGAGGUGGAGCCAACAUGAGCCGGGGAGGUGGAGCCAACAUGAGCCGGGGAGGUGGAGCCAACAUGAGCCGGGGAGGUGGAGCCAACAUGAGCCGGGGAGGUGGAGCCAACAUGAGCCGGGGAGGUGGAGCCAACAUGAGCCGGGGAGGUGGAGCCAACAUGAGCCGGGGAGGUGGAGCCAACAUGAGCCGGGGAGGUGGAGCCAACAUGAGCCGGGGUGGCGGAGGAAACAGGGUCAACUUUAACCAGGGGUUCCAGCCCAGAGGAGGCAGCAGCCGUGGAAACUUCGGCAAUAAGAGCAGCGGAUUUGGUGAUGGCAGGAAUGCUGGAGGUCGUGGUGGCGGAUUUGGGGACAGUAGAAACUCUGGAGGACGUGGUGGGGGAUUUGGGGACACCAGGAACGCUGGAGGACGUGGCAGGGGAUUUGUGGACAGCAGGAAUGCUGGAGGACGCGGAGGCUUUGGAUUCGGCAUGGACAAGGCUCAAGCCUUCAACCAGAGCUGGCAGCAGGGGUUAUGGAACCAGAAGCCAUGGAGACAGCAGUAUCAGCCAGGAUACUAUUAAAGACUUUCUGAUCAAAAGGACUGGUGGAAAAUAAUGGAAACUCACCACGAGCCACAGAUGUCCGUCUCUCCCACCACCUGUUUUUUUUCUAGAACCAACUUUUAAAUUAAAAACAAAAAAUACGACAAGACUAUGGAGCAACAUUCCACAUGAGGAAAGGAGUCUCUUUGAAGCUUUAUGGGUUUUUUCAUUUGAUUUUGUACAUUUUAUGAUAUUUUUCCAAAUUUUAAAGAAAUCCCAUGCUUUUAAAAAAUCCCAUGUUUGAGAAAUAUACCACAACAUUUUUGCUCUGCUUCAGUGAAAUGUUUGAAAGAUUUUCAUGGUUGUGCUUUUCUUUUUCUUUUUUUUACUAAAUGUAAAUAUUGUUUGUUGUAUAAGGAGUGAGAACACUUACUAACUGAAAGGAACCAUCUUUUGAGGCAUGGUAGCAAUAUUAUUGUUAGUGAUUGUAUAUGUAGUCCGUAAGCAACAAACAGUUAUUUUGCGUCAAACGCCAUUAUUAGAUUUGUCUAUUGUUAUUUUUCAUUAUAACGUCAAGCAUGUAAUCUAAACUCCAUAGAUCUACAAUAAACAACAUAUUUGCUUUUUUACAAACUUCUAUGGCUUAUGACUUUUAAUUGAGUUCAAAGGUUACCUAAAGUACCUUUUGAAUGGGCAAUGGCCUGGUUUGCUACUUCAAACAAGGACAUCCGCCCUCAUCUCACCACAGUUGGCGCUUCACAUUAUGCUACCUAUUGAUGUAAUUCAUCCAUCAUUGAUGCACAACUAGCUUUUCUUUUCAUCUUCAAUGAUAGUUUAUUCUUAUUGAGAAUCUUUUGCAAGAGCGACUAGGGGGUGUAUUCCCUAGGGAGCAAGUUAAACGGGGAGGGAGCUUUUGAAACCGGAGUUCCUCCAAUAGAAACUACGAACGUUUUCAGUUUGACACUCCUGUUCAUCUGGAUGCAUUGUACCUUAACUAUUUGAGCAGAGUCAUUUCUAUAGGACAGUUGUUUCUGUAGGAUAUUGGAAGCCAUUUUAGCACUACAUUAUGCCUUUAUUGUCAUUUUGUGAUUUGUAUAUGUCUUGAUAUUUAGGGCACAUUACUGAUUGUGGAACCUGACGAGGCUUGCUUCUCGGGUGUAGAUUGAAGUGUGCUUUUAUUUAAUUUGUCCAUAUGUUUAUUUGGUGUUGUGGCAUUUUUAUAACCUGGUUAAGCUUUGAUUGCUACGUUUGUAAAUAAGACUACACAUUAGGCUAGUCCUACAUGACCAAACAAACCAUUUUCCCAUUGUUUACGUUUUAAUGUUCUGUGCUAUUUGAACCUAGCCUGAUUGCCAGUCUGUGCUAUCAUGCCAACUCCUUGUCACUGGGAGAUGGCAAGAGCACAAACAUCUGGGACCAGGCUAAUUUAAACCACUGUUUUAAUGGAAGAGUAUAUAAAUUAUGUGGCUGGUUUAGCACAUGUUCAACACUCUGUUGUAUGCUAUAUUGAAAAUGGGUGGUGGUAAAAACUACAGCAGUUUGCAUUUACACCAGCAAAUAAAGGGCUACGUCAUGUCAGUGUAUACCCACCAGUGUAUACCCACCACCCUCACUGAUACUAGAUGUGAGUGACAUUGAACCAUUCAAAACUCCUUCUGUAGUGUGUGUGCGUAAUGGAGGUUCCAGAGACUUGAAGACUUGCGUUAACUCCCGAAUGCUACAGCGUUGGCUUAAGAUCAGUGGGCUAACAGUCUUGUCACACAGACGAUCCAGAUUCAAACCAAGUCAGUCAUCUGGUUAAGUUGUGUGAACCCUCUGAUCAAAUGAAUUGGUGGCGGUGUAGCUGGACAAUGGCAGCUCUUACAUUUAACCUCAUGCAGCUCAGGCCGAGUAGCCUACCAGCAGUGUUAAAGUGAUGUGUGUUCCGCUAUAACAUUGUGUUUCUAGAUCACUGAAAACAAUUGUAUUGCGAGUCCAUUUUGUGAUUGUUUCAUUAGCUUAUUUAACAUUUUAUGAACAUGGUGUACUGUAUAUAGUUGACCACUUUUCUUCUCGAUCAUUCCAAAUUGUAUGGAUGACCAUGAACUGAUUUCCGUUAUGCUUCGUGAUAAAGCAAGUGAAAAAUAACUCAACCAAACAUACAUUUUUCAUUAAAGUAAUUUGUUUCAGCAAUGUGUAUUACUUAACUGAGUACUAUUCAAUGUAAUAUACUCAUUAAGUUGUAGGUAACUUUUGGCUUAUCUCCCUGCUGAGAUCUCUCUUUUUAUUGAACAAAUGUUUUGAUAUUUUGUGUUUCAGUUAUGUUUUUCAAGUAUUUUUGUCAAUAAAGUGAAUGACGCUGA
Oncorhynchus gorbuscha (pink salmon) is the source of this 5235-nucleotide messenger RNA. Its product is annotated as heterogeneous nuclear ribonucleoprotein U-like. The record is from RefSeq and is a predicted model, not a curated record. NCBI's taxonomy places the organism in Eukaryota, Metazoa, Chordata, Actinopteri, Salmoniformes, Salmonidae. Gene Ontology annotation, biological process: negative regulation of transcription by RNA polymerase II; RNA localization to chromatin; CRD-mediated mRNA stabilization. The coding region runs from base 173 to 2932 and encodes 919 amino acids. Gene Ontology annotation, molecular function: ribonucleoprotein complex binding; pre-mRNA binding; RNA polymerase II cis-regulatory region sequence-specific DNA binding. The transcript is spliced from 14 exons. Gene Ontology annotation, cellular component: kinetochore; membrane; mitotic spindle microtubule.